UGUCGCCGGGCAGCGGGGGGCUUUUCUUCCCCCUCCCAGGGUGAGCGGAAGGGAGUUCCGCAGGCCGUCGCUCGCGGGCCGGGCCGAUUAGCAGGGUUGCCCCGCACCGCCGGGGCUCAGAAGUCGAGUAGCUCUCUGAAUGUUUAGGAGAACAUUUUUACAUGCUGCUGAAGAUGUCAAGGAAAAGCUCUAGGGAUCCUAAGAAAGCAAAUGUAUCCAGCUCUUUGGAAUCAGAAGAUAUUAGUUUGGAAACAACCUUACCCACUGAUGACAUUUCCUCAUCAGAAGAUCGGGAAGGUACCAUCAAAAUUACUAGGCAACUUAUUGAGAGGAAAGAACUGCUGCAUAAUGUCCAGUUACUAAAAAUUGAGCUUUCUCAGAAGAACUUGAUGUUGGAUAACUUAAAGGUGGAAUACUUGACAAAGAUUGAAGAACUAGAAGAGAAGCUUAACGAUGCAGUCCACGAGAAACAACUACUCUCUUUACGACUAGAUAACCAGCUGGCGUUACAGCAAGAAGAUGCUAGAAAACAUCAAGAACUAAUGAAACAGGAAAUGGAAACCAUCUUAUUGCGCCAGAAGCAACUAGAAAAGAAUAAUCAUCAGUUACGAGAGCGCUCUGGCGAUAUCCGUCGUAGCCUGCGUGACCUUGAGUUGAGCGAAGAAUACUAUGCCAAACUCAAAUCUCUUCCAGAAGAUGAACUUUCUAUUCCUGAAUACGUGUCUAUUAGAUUUUAUGAAGCAGUGCAUCCCUUGAAAAACGAGCUAAGUGAACUGCAAGUCAAGAAGGACGCGGCCUGUGAAGAACUGAAUGAGUACAAGUCUCAGCUGAAGCACUUGUUGGAGAGUUAUGAAAUGGAAAGAAAAAAUCGGUCAGAGUUUGAAGUGCGAUGCCAGCGCUUAACAAUUGAACUAGCUGACACAAAACAAAUGGUUCAGCAAGGAGACUAUAGACAGGAGAACUACGAUAAAAUAAAAAGUGAGCGUGAUACGUUUGAACAUGAAUUUUCAGAGCUCCGAAGAAAAUAUGAAAUACUAGAAGUUUCACAUAAAGCCGUAACUGCAGAAAGGAAUGACUUAUCCAAAGAGGCUGCAGCUUUGCAGCAGUCAGUUACUUUGCUGCAAAAGGAUAAGGAUUACCUCAACCGACAAAACAUGGAGCUUAGCGUCCGCUGUGCUCAUGAAGAAGACCGUCUUGAAAGGCUUCACAUUCAGCUGGAAGAUGCCAAAAAGGCUAGAGAGGAAAUGUAUGAGAAAUAUGUCGCAUCCAGAGAUCACUACAAAAUGGAGUAUGAAAACAAACUGCAUGAUGAAUUGGAACAAUUAAGGCAGAAAACAUCCCAAGAAAUAGAACAGCUUCGAACAGCUACGAAGGAAAUGUAUGAGCGGGAAAACAGAAACUUGAGAGAAGCAAGAGAUAAUGCUGUGACUGAAAAAGAAAGAGCUGUUAUAGCUGAAAAAGAUGCAUUAACCAAAUAUGACCAGCUUUUAGAACAAUACAGGCAGCUGCAGCUCGGCACUGAAAACCAAGUGGCUGAACUUCUCCACCAGAGUAAACUCAAAUCUUUUGAGAGCGAACGAGCGCAACUAAUUCAAGAAGAGACCUCCAGGAACCUUUCGCAGUGUCAGCUGGAGUGCGAAAAAUAUCAGCGAAAACUAGAAGUAUUAACAAAAGAAUUUUAUAGUCUCCAAGCAGUGAGUGAGAAAAGGAUCUCAGAACUUCAGGUACAAAAUUCUGAUUACCAGGCAAGGCUUGACACGUAUGAAAAACUGGAAAAAGAACUAGAUGAGAUAAUAAUGCAAACUGCAGAAUUUGAGAACGAAGAUGAGGCAGAAAGAGUUCUGUUUUCCUAUGGAUAUGGUGCAAAUGUUCCUACAACAGCCAAAAGGCGGUUGAAGCAAAGCGUGCAUUUGGCGAGAAGACUGCUACAGCUAGAGAAGCAAAAUACAUUGCUUGCGAGAGAUCUGGAUCACCAGAAAGGAGAAGUUGCCCACAUUUCACAAGAGCGAGACCAAGCUAAUUCCCUGUUGAGCCAAGUGCAGCAGCCCUACAAGUACCUUAUUGAGUCUGUACAGCAGAGAGAUUCUCAGAUACUUGUGCAGAAAGAACGUAUUGCACAAUAUGAAAAGGAUAUUAGUCUGUUAAAUCAAGAGAAGAAGGCUUUGCUGCGGGUCAAGAAUCAAAUGGCAGCAGAUUUGGAAAGGCUUCUAAAUCACCGUGAGGUCUCUGGAGUUUGAUCCAAGUCAUGCAUUGAACCUGGAACUGAAUGUACCCGGUAUAUUUCUUCUCUUUACAUUCCUGGGCUGACAGUCUCUAAACUCAAAUAGCCCUGUAUCUAACCAAAAGCCAACAUUUUGUAACCCAGAAUAACCACAGGAUGGCUGAACAGUGUCAUUUCUUCAUAAUCCCGCUGGGUUCUGCAGGAGCUCUUAGAAACUGCCAGUCCCAUCAGUCCUGGCCUCUUCAAGGACCUUGCCAACAUUGGAUGUCAUUCCAUUGUUUUGUGUUGUCCUUUCCAAGAGGACAAUUAAAGAACUUAGUGUUAUGGCAGGCAGUGGCCUCUGGCAACUUUUUCACACGGAUAUCUCUGAGAUGUGUCAGUCUACAACCGUCCGCACCUAGCAUUGCUUGUAGCUCCAGGCUGCAGAUUUGAUAUUGGCUGUAGAUGCAGUCACUGUAAGCAAGAACGGCUUUGGCCCUUUUAGGUUGGUUUGUCAGCUGUGUUCAUUCCUGAAGAUGUCAGAUCUGGCUGUGGUGACACACACCAUAGUUAAAUCACAGUUGGGUGACUCCUGCAUGACAUUCUUCAUGGACUGCUGUUGAAGAGCCUCGAGAAGGAAGGAGGCUGCUGGCAGGUCAUUGGGAGCAUCUGACCACUUGAUGACCCAAUUAUUGCAAUUGCUUCCUGAGCUGCUAGUGUCUUUCUGUGCCCAGGUCAAAGUGCUGGCUUGGAUCUUUAAACCCAUGAAUUGCUUGCAACUUAUAGUAAUGGCUGAAUGGCUGUUUUCUCCCAAGUGAAUCUGUCAGCCAUCAAUAUCUUUUUCACUUCCCUCUGUCGUCUGAGCUACAUUUCAAAGAAGAGAGGUUUUGCUGUAUGGCUGUAUCUGGAUUUUGAAUUACCUUUCUUAGACUGCCAUGUUUAUUCCGUUGGCGCAAAGCUACUUUAUGACUAUGGAUCAGAUCUUUCUUCUCCGUCUUCUGUAUCCUCUCCCUCUUCAUGAAAUAAAAACAUAGAUUCGUAAGCCUAGCCUCAGAAAUAAUCAACAGACAAGUCCUCUUGUCAGCUAAAGUUCUCAGUUAAACCCAUUGCAGCUUAUCAUUGGUAAUCUAUAGUCCAAACCUGAGCAAUAAUAUUUCCUUCUCACAAGUCUUAUACCAGGUAAGGUUUCAAUGAAGCCUAAUUCUGUUAGGUUCUGCAGAAGCCCAGAACUUAAUCCAAUCACUCAUGUGUGUUCUGUCCAGAAAGGUUAGGAUAAUCAGGUCAAUCUCUAGGCAAAAAUAAGGAAGUAGACACAUAUCUGCUGUCAUAAAUAUUCCCUGCAGUAUUCAGGGAAAAAAAGUACUAAAUUAUUUCAUUCUCCUUAUGUUCUAUUAAAAGUUGUGACUUAACAAGGAAGAUUUUUAAAAAGACACUUUGAAAUAGCUAAAUUAAAACUAAUCACGAAGCUUGCUUGCUUGCUUGAUUGAUUUUAGGACUUGAAUAUGGUUUCUUAAACCACUACAGUUACUGAUUAACCUCAGAGCUGGCUGCUUGGGUCUUUAUGGUGUGGACUAGUGCUUUGCUUUAAACAGAUGUCACCUGCUGAGACAAUCCCUUGUGUUCAUUGUUGAUCAGUAAUAUUUUUCCCCUUCUCCUGCUCACAACCAGAUAACCAACAAGUAUUAUUUCUUACAGGUGAUCUCUUUUUCUUCUGAAGUACCUCCAUAUUCUUUCAGUAUGUAACAAGUGGGCUUGUUUUCCUUCUUCAU
This is a messenger RNA of Python bivittatus (Burmese python), 3969 nucleotides long. Lineage: Eukaryota; Metazoa; Chordata; Lepidosauria; Squamata; Pythonidae. The record is from RefSeq and is a predicted model, not a curated record.